Molecule: messenger RNA, 138 nt
Organism: Caenorhabditis briggsae
Lineage: Eukaryota; Metazoa; Nematoda; Chromadorea; Rhabditida; Rhabditidae
Exons: 1
Coding region: 1-138 (45 amino acids)
Source: RefSeq, a predicted model, not a curated record
AUGUUUGCAAUAUCAAUAGUACUGUGUCCUAUUUUCUAUCUACCCAUGAUAGGAUAUCAAUCAAAUGGUAUAAUUCGUUUUAUCCCACUGAAUUUAGCUUUCCCUGCUAUUCUUACUGUUUAUUGUCUUUUAGGUUAA